Molecule: messenger RNA, 450 nt
Organism: Glycine soja
Lineage: Eukaryota; Viridiplantae; Streptophyta; Magnoliopsida; Fabales; Fabaceae
Product: transcription factor bHLH18-like
Exons: 2
Coding region: 60-425 (121 amino acids)
Molecular function (GO): protein dimerization activity
Source: RefSeq, a predicted model, not a curated record
AUCAUGGACGAUUGGUUAUCUGAUCAGGUAACGGUGAUUUGGCAUUUGAUAAUGUCACCAUGUGUAUCCUAAAUUUGAUAUUUUGCUUUGUAAUAUAUAAUCUUCUAUUCUAUAGGAUAUGGGCGGCGACAACUCCUUCUUCAGUGAAGAGCAUCGAAAUCCAACCUUGUACUGUGUUGCAAAUGAAACAAGAAACCAGCUGCGAAGGAGCAAAGACACCGACACGGGAUCACAUUAUGUCCGAGAGAAAAAGGAGACAGCUAAUGGCAGAGAUAUUCAUAGCGCUUUCAGCUAUUAUACCUGGCUCGAACAAGAUAGACAAGUCCUCCGUACUCAGUGAAGCUAUUAAUUACGUGAAACAACUUAAAGGACGCAUAGCUGUGCUGGAGCGAGUGAGAAGAGAAGUACCACCGACAAGUCGAUGAACUUUAUUAAGAAUUGUCAAUCUCA